GGAGGAGAAGGGGAGAGGGCUGUGAUCAUUUCUGUGAAGACGAUGGCAUCAAACAAUAUUCCAGGAUUUACACGAUCAGACGAAUAUGAAACCCAAUUGUAUGGAUUCAGCUCCCACGAUCUGUUUCUCCACUUGAAAGACUUCCUGCUCCAUGAAAUGAAAACUUCUACUGAACUACUUAAAAACUUUCUGCUCGAGUUACAAAAGAGUGAAGAUCAUAAAGCAGCUGCGGAAAAGUCAAUUGAAGCGUUUAUCGCUAAAUCUGAGGAAAUGACAACAGUUGCUUUGGCAAACCUAGAAGAAAAUGUGUCAAGUACUUUUAGUAUACCACCCUAUGUUCUCCUACCAUCUGAUAAUGUUCAGAGGAAAAGUUAUACUCAAGAAGAUGAGUUGAAGGAGAAGGAAAAGGUUUCAAAGCUGAAAUCAAGAUACAGACGGGCAGAAUUUCUGAAGCAGGUUUUACAGGAAGAGCUUGCCAUGGCAAGUGAACUAGAAGGUAGUAUAGAAAUGGGAAGGAAAGUUAUGUCUGAAAUAAAAGAACUUAAAGAUAGUUCUGAGAACUAUGAACAGGAUUCCAAAAAUUUCCACAAGAUUGUUCAGGAUUUACUCGGUGUUGAAGUUAAAGAGGCAAGUUUGAAGCUUUCGAAUGGUCCAUCCUGGGCUGAAAGUGAGGACAUAAUGGAUGAACAUAUAUUUAAUGAAUAUUUUAGUGGUCAAUGAGCUUCUUUUAAUCAUUAAUGUAAGUAAUGCUUUUAUCAUAAUGUGAAUUUUUUAAACAAUCCAUCCUGGGCUGAAAGUGGAGACGUCGAACGAAACUAUUAUAUUUUAAUGAACAAGUGAGAUCCUUUCAAUAAAUGAGACACUUUAAAAUUAA
Molecule: messenger RNA, 874 nt
Organism: Frankliniella occidentalis (western flower thrips)
Lineage: Eukaryota; Metazoa; Arthropoda; Insecta; Thysanoptera; Thripidae
Exons: 5
Coding region: 43-720 (225 amino acids)
Source: RefSeq, a predicted model, not a curated record